This is a messenger RNA of Vigna unguiculata (cowpea), 3274 nucleotides long. RefSeq lists its product as uncharacterized. Gene Ontology annotation, molecular function: transcription corepressor activity. Lineage: Eukaryota; Viridiplantae; Streptophyta; Magnoliopsida; Fabales; Fabaceae. Gene Ontology annotation, cellular component: nucleus. The record is from RefSeq and is a predicted model, not a curated record.
GAAACUUUUCUUGAUUUCAUAGUUUAACCUCGGAAAUUUUCCAUUCUUUAUUAUUCUUCUUCUCUCUCUCUUUUUCUCUCUCCCUCUCUCUCUAGUUACGGACGCAGGUUUGCUGUCAUGAGAAAAGAGCUAUUUCUUAGCAAGGUACCAAGGAAACAAGAAACACGUUGAAAAUCGAGGUUUAUUCCGAGACCCAUUUCCCCAGGUCGAUUUUUGCACGUGGGGCAUCAACCUUCAAGCCUAUUUCCUCAAGUAUUGCAGAUGGAUUCUCGUUGCUUUGAUGAUUACAAAGACGACAGUGAAGGUAGAUAUGCUGAAGGGGUUGAAGAUAAAUUUGGAGAUCCAGAAGUGGAGCCCCGUGUUGGGGAGGAGUACCAAGCAGAAAUUCCUCCAUUGAUUUCAGCACCUUAUCGUUCUCUGCUCGUAAAGCAGAUAAGAGAUUCAGAAAUCACCGUCAACUUGCAAGAGUGUAUUUCACUAGGGCUUCCCAUUCCUCUUAAGUGGGCACAUUGCGAAUUUGAAAGUAGUUCUGGUUACGGGAGUUUAGGAUCUAUCAGAAGCGAAGUGGGGCCAGCUAUUUCUGAGAAUGAAUGUUCGGAAACUAGAGUGGAACUUUACGCUGCUUCACGCGGUGAAGAGACACAUAUAGGAGGGUUCUCAAAUUUUGAACCAUCUUCUAAAAGUGUUGAGAAGGAUGAGAUGAGAGGGAAGUAUCUUCUCCCUGGAUUGUUGGACGAUCAAUCUUGGACAAAUACUGAAUACAGCAGUUUUCUUCUUGGCCUCUAUGUCUUUGGGAAGAAGCUUAAUUUUUUGAAGAGAUUUGUUGGGAGUAAAAGUAUGGGAGACAUAUUGUCUUUGUAUUACGGAAAGUUUUUUAAGUCUAAAGAAUAUUGUAGAUGGGCAGAGUGCCGAAAAUUGAGAACUAAGCGCUGUAUAUAUGGCCGGAAAAUAUUCACAGGAUGGAGGCAACAAGAAUUGCUGUCAAGAUUAUUUUCGUAUUUGCCAAGGGAGUGUCACACUAGAUUGCUUGAGAUUUCAAGGAAUUUUGGGGAGGGAAAAAUGCCUUUUGAAGAAUAUGUGUUUUCUUUAAAGGGUGCAGUUGGCAUUGACUUGCUUGUAGCUGCAGUAGGUAUUGGAAAAGGGAAGCAAGAUCUCACUGGCACUGCUGUUGAGCCAACAAAGACGAAUCACAUCUUCUCUGUUCGCCCUGAAAUACCAAUUGGCAAAGCUUGCUCCUCUCUUACAUCUGCAGAUAUAAUCAAGUUUCUGACAGGAGAUUUUAGGUUGAGUAAAGCUCGAUCCAGUGAUCUCUUCUGGGAAGCUGUUUGGCCUCGUCUUUUAGCAAAAGGCUGGCAUUCUGAACAGCCUAAAGAUGUUUCUGGGUCAAAGCAGUCUUUGGUUUUUCUUGUACCGGAUAUUAAGAAAUUUUCAAGAAGGAAACUGGUAAAAGGUAACCACUACUUUGAUUCUAUAAGUGAUGUGUUGAAUAAAGUAGCAUCUGACCCUGGACUUCUUGAGACUGAAAGUCAAGCAACUGAGAUCAGUGUUGUAGACAGGGAAAAAACACCUGAUAAACGAGACCUAGAGGGGGUGUCAUGUGGGGAACAAGCUCAGUACCUUCAAUCUCAUCGUUCAAAGGGCAAUCAAGAUGUCAGGAAAUUUACUAUUGUAGAUACCAGCAUGGUUCAUGAUAUGAAUCAACGUAAAGUGAUACAGAUGAGAAGCUUACCUUCUGAAACUACGAAUAUAUCUACUAUCUCAAGCUGCUCUAGUGAAUCUGAGAAAGAUACUUCUUACGAAUCAAAAGAUCAGGUUCAACAAACUAUCAAGGGUCAUGUUGAGCAAGAUAAUGCUUCAAGUGCUAUUGAAAACCAGGUUGAAAAAUCUCAUGUGUCAAGCUCUAUUGAUGAAUGGGUCGAACAAGCUCACGCUUCAAGCCAUAUCGAAGACCUGGUUGAACAAGCUCAUGCUUCGAGCCCUAUUAAAGAUCGGGUUGAACAAGCUCAUGCUUCAAGCCUUAUUGACCAUCGGGUUGACCAAGCUCAUGCUUCAGGCCCUAUUAAAGAUUGGAUUGAACAAACUCAUGCAUCAAGCUCUGUUGAAGGUCAAUUUAAACAAGCUAAGUCUGUGUAUCCUAUUGAAGGUCAGGUUGAACAAGGUAAUUCCUCCAACCCUAUUGAAGAAUUCUCUGAUAAAGGGUUGUGUAUAGACUCAUCAGAUUGUACUUACGUUCCUGAGGCCCUCAGCAUCAACAAAGACGGAAAAUGUCAUAGGUUUCAUUCUGAUUUGCAUAAUGGUGAGCAUUUAAGUGAGAUCAAAGAGCAUCCCUUUAUUCAAAAGAUGACAUCCGAUUGCACAAUUCCCUGCAUCACGACAAUGCAGAAGUUAAGAGCUUGUAACUAUCAAGAAAAUAGUCACUGCACUAAAAGUACUUCUGUGGAUAGAAACUUUGAUUUAAAUGAACCAAUCUCACCAUCAAAUCUGCAAGAAGCAUCUGAGGACAUGGUUUUUUCUAUGGGUUCUGGCAAUUUAUCUUUACCAAAUUAUCUGGCUAAAGGCAGUCCGUCGAACAUUAGCCAUGAAGGUAGUGUCAGCGAGAACCGCCUGGUUAGAGAAGAGUCUGCAGAAAAUUCUGAAACCAGAAUGUUGAUUGACUUGAAUUUUCCUCAAGUUGCCCCUGAUUUAGGACUUGAAAUGGAAAUGCCAUCCUCUGGGGCCACACUGCAAAAUGACAAUCAAUUUGCAAAUGCAUCAUCUUCUCCAUCUGAGAUAACACAGUUCAAUGCCACACAGGAGUUUCCGGAUGGCAACAACGACCAGCAUUCAAUCCUUGUCAACCGUCGUCAGAGCACUAGGAACCGACCGUUGACCACAAAAGCAUUGGAAGCACUUGAGUACAGAUUUAUCAACUCAAAGAGGAAAAGAAAGAACACAGAAUGUUCAGACAAUAAUCCAAAGUCCAAGUGUGUUCGUGGAAGUAGUGAGACAAUUGUUAGUGGCACUUGUGAUAAUGGCAUUGAGGAUUCUAUGGUGGACACAAGAGCAGAGGAGGAAAAUAUUAUCCAGGCAUAUAGUUAUGGCAUCGAUCUUAAUAGGGGCCCUCCGUAAUUUGUGUAAAAGGUUAGACUAACUUCUUCUUCAGGGGCAUCCAUUUCAUAAAUAUUUCUAGUCUUCACUCCAUAAACUGCUUAUAAUUUCAUUGUUUCAAAUGUAUCCAUAAAUCAUAAAUAUACAUGAAGAUCAAAGUCAUCUGUCCAUAUUCACUUAUUCUCUU